GCUAAGAGGUGCCAAGGCGAGUGCCGCAGACGUAGUUGCUACCUAGGUACAUACAUAAUAAAUAACUCAAAUGGAACGACUAAUUAAGCUGGGAGUUCUUCAACCCACAUCCUUGCAACGUCACCGGCGGCUUUUAUAUGCCCACAAUCUCUGACAUAUCCAGGCCACAUUAAGACCACAUUGGAGAACCCCUACUUGGUUGUUGAAUUGUUACUUGAAAUCCCCAGCUUUGCGGGCUAAGAAGAUAUGGCAACUAACAUCACCUGGCACCCGUCGCUGUCGCGGCACGAGCGCAACCAGCUGCGCGGCCAGCGGGGGUUCACCAUCUGGUUCACGGGCCUGUCGGCGUCGGGCAAGUCGACCGUCGCCACGGCCCUCGAGCAGCACCUGCUGCACCUCGGCCUGGCCGCGUACCGGCUCGACGGCGACAACGUGCGCUUCGGCCUGAACAAGGACCUGGGAUUCUCGGAGAAGGACCGCAACGAGAACAUCCGGCGCAUUGCUGAGGUGGCCAAGCUCUUCGCCGACUCCUCCACCAUCGCCCUGACCUCCUUCAUCUCGCCGUACCGCGCCGACCGCGCCGUGGCGCGCGAGCUGCACGCGAAGGCGUCCCCCGCCGCCGACGACUCGAUCCCCUUUGUCGAGGUGUUCGUCGACAUCCCCGUCGAGGUGGCCGAGCAGCGGGAUCCAAAGGGCCUGUACAAGAAGGCCCGCGCCGGCGAGAUCAAGGAGUUCACCGGCAUCUCGGCCCCCUACGAGGCGCCCGAGGCGCCCGAGGUCACCAUCCACACCGACCGGGAGAGCGUCGAGGAGUGCGUCGUCAAGAUCGUCGCGUACCUGGCCGAGAAGGGGUUGGUGGAGCGGACGAAGGAGGUGAAAUAGAGCAGAGGAAGAGUAACACAAAUGAUAUGAACAGGUGCAUAGCGGAUAUAGAAAAACCCUGUGAAUAGAAUUUUGUAUCUGGCGCCUGAGCGAAUGAUCCCCUAACUUGUCAGGGCUGAGACAUAUACAAUAUGCCUGUAUGGGGAGCUGGCGGACACCUUGGCCCAAUCCAUCCCUUGAAACUUUCCAAAGUAAUCUGCUUCGAAAGUAAUCUGCCCGCAAGGAUCUACUACUAUGGGAUUUCAAUCUCAUAAUACACGUAGGCGGUGUACUCGGCGCCCUCGCCUCCCAGCCCCUGGGCAGCCAUCUCGGACGUCAGGGAGGCGUCGUCCUUGGUGACGCGACCCCGUUUGUCCC
This is a messenger RNA of Phialemonium atrogriseum, 1239 nucleotides long. RefSeq names its product putative adenylyl-sulfate kinase. Gene Ontology annotation, biological process: sulfate assimilation. Gene Ontology annotation, molecular function: adenylylsulfate kinase activity; ATP binding. The record is from RefSeq and is a predicted model, not a curated record. The coding region runs from base 247 to 882 and encodes 211 amino acids. The transcript has 3 exons. Lineage: Eukaryota; Fungi; Ascomycota; Sordariomycetes; Cephalothecales; Cephalothecaceae.